This is a messenger RNA of Colletotrichum godetiae, 840 nucleotides long. RefSeq lists its product as uncharacterized. The transcript is spliced from 2 exons. The record is from RefSeq and is a predicted model, not a curated record. NCBI's taxonomy places the organism in Eukaryota, Fungi, Ascomycota, Sordariomycetes, Glomerellales, Glomerellaceae. Bases 1 to 840 code for a protein of 279 amino acids.
AUGUUCGAUAUUCUUCCGCCCGUUUUCCACUCCAUGACGACUGGCAAAAUCACGAGCGAUGACACUUCGGCGCUCUUGAACGAACGUGGAAAGUAUCAGUACCAGACAAUCAAGAAGAUGUCGGCAGCGCUGGAAUUCGACUAUGACUAUGCACUGUGGCUGGACUCUGAAGCUAUCGCCGUGCAGCCCUUCAGCAUGCGUCAAAUCUUCGAUGCUUAUGUCAAGGAUCCCACGAUUUGGAGGUCGAGAAUGACGAGCGGCGACUUUAUGCAAGGGCUCAUUGGUGCCGCUGCCAAUGUCCUAGAUCGAUCCAUGGACUCGUUCGGUCCCACCUACUGGAACUUGGAGAGCGUGGAAUGGAUUUUCGAAAAGGACAUGAUCAAAGAUUUGGUCCAAUACGUGGCAGAAGUUCACAAGCAGGACUUUUGGACGGCAUGGGUCACGCAUGGCGGACCAUUUGAGGUGAACCUCCUCAACAUGCACAUCCAAGCACGAAAGCUGGAGACUACCGACCCCUUAUUCGCCAAGUACCGAAUCAUCGAGACGGAACGAGAGAUGCAGAAGUAUGGCAUCAUUGAACCAGCAAAAGCCGUUAUAAACGCCUUGAAAAGAACUGGCCUUCUAGAAAGGGGGUACAAGUUGUUUGCGGUCCCGGAAAUAAUUCCGAACUUUUCGUCCAUGCUACGCGAAAACGGACAGAGUCUUUUUAAACUCGACGAUCUUGAAGUUGGCCCACCAGAAGCCAUUGAUCGAUUCCUGUUGGAGACUCCGAUAAACAUCAUAUGCACGGGAGCUCCGCCGUUACACAGCUGGUGGGAAGAGCGGAAGAAGAGCAUUUAG